Oncorhynchus mykiss (rainbow trout) is the source of this 2825-nucleotide messenger RNA. RefSeq names its product fibroblast growth factor 3-like. NCBI's taxonomy places the organism in Eukaryota, Metazoa, Chordata, Actinopteri, Salmoniformes, Salmonidae. The record is from RefSeq and is a predicted model, not a curated record. Gene Ontology annotation, molecular function: growth factor activity.
UGUGAUGCGGUUUUCCGCAAUAAGCCACUGUGUGUAAUGCUGUGUAAUUUUAUCCACGCUGCACUCUCUUGAUUCACGCAAGGCUGAUACCUUGCCUCCCCCUUUCCUUUGUAUCAAUUGGUCGGAGUUCAGGCUAUUGUCACUGGAAGGUUCUUUUAGAUCUGUGCACGCUGUCGAUCAGCGAAAUCUCACGAUAGGCUCCUUGUAGGAUCCAGAACUUUUUACAGUCCACUGUAGGGAGAGCAAAGGAGACGAUAACCUCCAGGACGAGACCACACUGUUGUCAACGCACCGGCCCUAAUCGACCACGGCUUCACCAGAUCACUUCAGAUAAAGAGACUGCAGAGGAACACAUCUGCGUGCCAAUGUUUCGUGGGCAGGAUCAUUACGUUUUGCCACCACUACGGCAAAGGCAUACGCCAACUCUUUAAUGGGACCCCGGAGGCCAUUUCUAUCCAUUCUUGUCAGAAUCUUACGAUAUACAGCCAUGCCACAAUGGUUAUAAUUCAGUUCCUGUUGUUGCUGAGUUUCUUGGACCAAAGCAAGCAGGAUUAUCUGUCUCCGAGGCUUGCUAGGACUUCAGGGACGCCUUGUGCCAGGGGCCAGGCGUGUGACCCAAGGCAGCGGAGAGAUGCUGGGGGACGCGGUGGAGUCUACGAGCACCUCGGAGGAGCACCAAGAUGCAGAAAACUUUACUGUGCAACUAAAUAUCAUUUGCAAAUACACCCAAGCGGGAAAAUAGACGGUUCUCUUGAGGAAAACAACCAAUUUAGCAUCAUGGAGAUCACAGCAGUGGAUGUUGGAGUGGUAGCGAUAAAGGGGAUAUUUUCCGGGAGGUAUCUGGCCAUGAAUGAUAAAGGACGUCUAUACGCCUCGGAUGUGUUCAACCAGGAGUGUGAGUUCCUGGAGCGGAUUCAUGAGCUGGGCUACAACACAUAUGCUUCACGACACCACUCCACCCUGCAGCCCCCUGCAGUGGGUGGCAGUGGCAAACGACGAGCCAGUGCCAAGAGGCAGUGGUAUGUGUCCAUCAAUGGUAAAGGCCGGCCAAGGAGGGGCUUUAAGACACGCAGCACUGACAAAGCCUCCCUUUUCCUGCCUCGAGUGCUAGGCAAUAAGGACCAUGAGAUGGUGCGAAAGCUCCGUGACAGCCAGAGGCCUCCAGCUGGACAGCAGAGUCCCACUAUGGGCCGGGCUGAGCACCGGAGACGGAGACACCGGGCCCGUGGCAGAAAGGGCAGAACCAAGAGGCCUGGUGACUGACUGACACUCGCCACUGCCUGAGCAGUAGGCCCUAUUUCUCCGCUGAGGAGCACCAGUUCGCGGCACAUGAAAAUGACCAAAAACGGACUUACUGAAAUAUCUGUUUUUAGAAGGAGAAAAUUUCACUUGGAUCAGUCAGUGGCAGCAAGCUAUACUUCAUUGUACAAGCUCCCGCCAUAAUCCUUGCUUGACAACUCGAACCAUCCCCCACAACUAUUGCAAUACCAACACAAGAUUUGCCUGGGACUUCGAGUCAGGCACAUACAUCUAAAGUUAGAUCUACCACUACACAAGUAUGAAAGGAUGAUAGGUUUAGUGUUUGUUUUGUACAUACACGUGUGAAUGUGACUAAAGUCAACACAGCUGGAUACCUUCUUACUGCCGUGUUACCUGGAAGAAGACAAGUUAUUUUUGUGUUCUUGUGGAACUUUUUAAAGAUAAUCAUUUUAAAAAUAAAUACAAAUAUUUGACCUUUAUUUAACCAGGUAGGCUAGUUGAGAACAUGUUCUCAUUUGCAACUGCGACCUGGCCAAGAUAAAGCAUAGCAGUGUUACACAUGGAGUAAACAAUUAACAAGUCAAUAACACAGUAGGAAAAAAAAGAAAGAGUCUAUAUACAUUGUGUGCAAAAUGCAUGUAUAUAUGUGUACAGUUAUUUUUCAUAUCCGUUUCAUUUAUCAGCAGCUUUAAGUUCAAGUAAGAACUGGACAUCAUUCAAGUGCUUACAGAUGCCAAGGAGGUGGUAUGCUCCAUCAUUCAAGUGCUUACAGAUGCCAAGGAGGUGGUAUGCUCCAUCAUUCAAGUGCUUACAGAGACCAAGUAGGUGGUAUGCUCCAUCAUUCAAGUGCUUACAGAGACCAAGUAGGUGGUAUGCUCCAUCAUUCAAGUGCUUACAGAGACCAAGUAGGUGGUAUGCUCCAUCAUUCAAGUGCUUACAGAGACCAAGUAGGUAGUAUGCUUCAUCAUUCAAGUGCUUACAGAGACCAAGUAGGUGGUAUGCGCCAUCAUUCAAGUGCUUACAAUGACCAAGUAGUUGGUAUGCUCCAUCAUUCAAGUGCUUACAGAGACCAAGUAGGUAGUAUGCUCCAUCAUUCAAGUGCUUACAGAGACCAAGUAGGUGGUAUGCGCCAUCAUUCAAGUGCUUACAAUGACCAAGGAGGUGGUAUGCUCCAUCAUUCAAGUGCUUACAGAGACCAAGUAGGUGGUAUGCUCCAUCAUUCAAGUGCUUACAGAGACCAAGUAGGUGGUAUGCUCCAUCAUUCAAGUGCUUACAGAUGCCAAGGGGGUGGUAUGCUCCAUCAUUCAAGUGCUUACAGAUGCCAAGGAGGUGGUAUGCUCCAUCAUUCAAGUGCUUACAGAUGCCAAGUAGGUGGUAUGCUCCAUCAUUCAAGUGCUUACAGAUGCCAAGUAGGUGGUAUGCUCCAUCAUUCAAGUGCUUACAGAUGCCAAGUAGGUGGUAUGCUCCAUCAUUCAAGUGCUUACAGAUGCCAAGGAGGUGGUAUGCUCCAUCAUUCAAGUGCUUACAGAUGCCAAGGAGGUGGUAUGCCCCAUCAUUCAAGUGCU